This is a messenger RNA of Macrosiphum euphorbiae (potato aphid), 747 nucleotides long. The record is from the annotation of a GenBank genome assembly. Lineage: Eukaryota; Metazoa; Arthropoda; Insecta; Hemiptera; Aphididae.
AUGUUUUUCAUACAGACACUGUCGGUAUUCGUGUUGGGUUUUUGCGCGUGUCGUGCUACACAAUCUAAAGGAAUAGUUUCUUUAGACUCGUUGACUUUCGACAAGGUUCUUUCAAAAUUUAAAGUGUCAAUUGUCAAAUUCGAUGUCUCGUAUCCAUAUGGUGAAAAACAUGAAGAAUUCGUAAAAUUAGGUUCUGCCUAUCAAUCGGUAGAAGAUUUGCUCGUGGCCGAAGUACCUGUGAAAGAUUACGGAGAUAAAGACAAUGAAGAUUUGGCCAUCAGGUAUGGUGUAUCAAAAAAGGAUUACCCGAUCGUUAAGUUGUUUGUGAAUGGUCAGUCAGAGCCGUAUGUGUAUAACGAUGAGGAUUUCAAUCAGGAAAAAUUACAAAAGUUUGUAGUUAAGCACAGCAAAGAAAUCUUGUACAUUGGACUUCCAGGUACAUUAGAAAAGUUUGAUGGUUUAGCAUCAGAAUUUGCCAAGGAAAAAUCGGUGGACAAACGCAAAGAUAUAUUGUUGAGAGCCGAGAAAUUGUGGGAUGGCAGCGAGGGCAAGCAAAAGCAAAAGUCGGCCGAGGUGUAUGUGAAGAGUAUGAGAAAAGCAUUAGAGAAGGGUGACGAGUUUUUCCACACAGAAACUAUUCGCAUCAACAAUGUGCUUAAGGGUUCAAUGACUCAAGAGAAAAAAGCAGACUUGAGUGUUCGUUUAAACAUUUUGGAAUCAUUCAAAGUACAGCAUGACGAGUUGUAA